Molecule: messenger RNA, 780 nt
Organism: Pediculus humanus corporis (human body louse)
Lineage: Eukaryota; Metazoa; Arthropoda; Insecta; Psocodea; Pediculidae
Product: protein NipSnap, putative
Exons: 5
Coding region: 1-780 (259 amino acids)
Cellular component (GO): mitochondrion
Source: RefSeq, a predicted model, not a curated record
AUGAAAGAUAAUUUUCUAGUCGGUUCAACUUCUAUGAGUUUAGACUUAACGGACCGAUGGUUGAACAAAUUGUCAGUUCGCCGCAUUGAACCUUCAAAGGAAUCGCAUUCUAGAAUGUUAUCUGAUAAGGGCAUCGUUUAUGAACUUCAGACCCACAACAUUAAACCGGAUAGUGUUGAUAAAUAUUUAAAAAAUUUCAAAGAAAAUGUGGAUUUAAUACAUUCUAAAUCAAAUUUAAAACUACAACUUGUUGGUUCUUGGAUGGUUCUUGUAGGAGAUAUGGAUCAAGCUUUGCAUUUGUGGAUGUACAAAGGUGGAUACUCUGAAAUAGACAACGCUCAAAAAGUUUUACCAUUAGACCAGGACUAUGUAAGACUGCAAAAAGAAAGAGGAAUAUUUUUAAGAGCGAGACAUCUUCAAUAUCUAUUGAAAUUUAGUUAUUGGCCGGAAAUAGAAAGUCGUACAGGUGAUAACUUAUACGAAAUCAGGAGCUACUCUUUGAAGCCAGGUACCAUGAUUGAAUGGGGUAAUAAUUGGGCAAGAGGAAUCAAUUUUAGAAGAAAUUGCGAUGAAGCUUUUGCCGGUUUUUUUUCACAAAUCGGAAGGCUGUAUAACGUUCAUCAUAUUUGGUGUUACAAAGAUUUUCAAUCGAGAACUGAUACAAGAGAUAAUGCUUGGAGAUCACCUGGUUGGGAUGAAUGUGUUGCUUAUACGGUGCCAUUAAUACGAGAAAUGCAAAGCAGAAUUUUACAUCCAACUGAAUUUUCUCCUACAAAAUGA